CGACUGGUCCAGAAAAUACGUAGAGAACAAAGUAUCCGACGGUUUCAUCACACAAAUUAUCGCCGACUUGGAACCGGCGACGAAAUACGCCAUUUACGUCCAAACCGACACCGUGGUGGACGCGGCCAUCGGAGCGAGGUCGAAUAUCAGCUACAUUACGACCUUGCCAUUUAACCCAAGCAAGCCCCCGAAUGUCAAAGUGACAGACAAGACAGACAGAUCCAUGACAGUGAUGUGGAGCACCCCGGUCUCGCCCAACGGAGAGAUCGACCAGUACAUCGUGACUGUGAAACUUCUGCCGUACUUAGACGAUUCUGCGCCUGCCUCUUGUUCGCAUGACGAAAAUAUACUGAGAGCGCCGAAACUGCCUAUUGGAGAGACGACUCGCCCCACGGAGGCCCCCAGCACCGAGUUCCCCCCCCGCAGCAAGUGGCAG
Penaeus indicus is the source of this 436-nucleotide messenger RNA. RefSeq names its product putative molluscan insulin-related peptide(s) receptor. Lineage: Eukaryota; Metazoa; Arthropoda; Malacostraca; Decapoda; Penaeidae. Gene Ontology annotation, molecular function: protein binding. The transcript has 4 exons. The annotation marks the transcript as partial. The record is from RefSeq and is a predicted model, not a curated record.